Bursaphelenchus xylophilus (pine wood nematode) is the source of this 865-nucleotide messenger RNA. NCBI's taxonomy places the organism in Eukaryota, Metazoa, Nematoda, Chromadorea, Rhabditida, Aphelenchoididae. The record is from the annotation of a GenBank genome assembly.
AUGGCGGCGGGCGAGGAGGAGAGAGUGCGGCUUCCGGCCCCAAUCAAACAGAGACAAGAAGUGGUGGUGGGGACAAAAAAGGCGACAAAUCAUGGGGAACGGAUUCCGACGAAAUACAUGGGCCCAUUUGAGGAGAAGGGAGGGGCCCAAUCGGUGAGGCCUCGGGUUUUCGGUUGCACUUGGGUGCUGAGGUGAGUAAGGGAGGAAUGGGGGAUAAUGGGCCUCAUACUUAUUGGAAAUGUAAAGCACAGCAAAAUAAUGGAAACCUCGGCCGUAAAAGGAAAUUUUCAAUUGAAAUUGUAAAAUACGAAAAAAAAUUUCAAGACAACAUAGGGUUGCUAAUUAGCCUAAAAGAUCAAAAGACAACUGUCUCUCCAAUCAAUUUUCUUCCAAAAAUUUCAAACGAGUCCCCGAUUCGUCCAAGGCCAAGUAAGUCCCCUCUCCCAAACGGCCAAUCAAAGUCAGAUGGGCCCGAAAAGCGUCCCACCCGGCUGCCGUCGAGGCCCAAAAGAAGGCCUCCGACUGUGAUCAACGAGUCGUGAAGGUCGUUGGCCAAAAUUGCAGAUCCGUUGCAGCGAUAAGGACGAUCAGACCGACUCUUGUUGCCUUUCAUUUCAGCUACCCGGCAAUCAACGCGUCUUAUACGGCCUUAAUGAAUGGGCAAGGCCGGGAUGAAGCGCUCAUAAAAUUCUUACAAACCAUGGGCCAUAAAAAGGAGUCGGGCCAAAGUAAUCAAAACCAAAGAGAGUCUCGGAAAAGGUGCGAUUCAUCAAAGGAAAAGGAGAGCGGAAAGGGAUCAAACACGGGUUUUGUCGCGUGGCCAAAGCCCAUGAAUGGGGCCAAAUAUGGGAGUGGCGGGCCGUAA